GUGUGUGUUUCUCUCUCUCUCUCUCUCUGUCUCUCUCUCUACCAGGGGAUGCCGGAGUCUAACCGCAGCUCUCCUCUCAUUCAUGCUGAGCGCUGCUCUCCUGUGCGCACGGAACUGCAGAGCUGAGCUUUGGAACCGGUGCUGGUGCUGCUGUCUGACAAGCCCGCCGGGAAUUGGAAAUGUCUUCUGCUGCAACUCUUACAUCCAAAUAACAUGCCAAACAGGACGAACGCAAAGGACGGUGUUAUCAGGCUGGCAGCAGACAAGGCUGAGGAUCAGGGGAUGAGGUUAUAAAAACAACAGCGGAGAAAGGAGGAAAAAAAAGGAAGAGGAAGUCGAUUUCUUGGAAACUCUUCUUUUGUAUCACCGUACCCUGCAGUCCUAUAAGGCGCUGACUGACCCUGCAGAGGAUUACACAGUCAAAAAUACACACCAACACCCACGCGUUCACUCCUCCCCUCCCCUCACUGCCAUGUCCUCCCACCUCAACCCACCCCUUCUCAUCCUCCCCAUCUUCUUUCUGCUCCUCUCCCUCUCCAUGCCCUCCUGCUCCACUCCUUCCUCCUCCCCCUCCUCCCUCCUCUCCUUCUCCCCACCCGAAGGAGGUCUCACACAUUUGGUGGUCCACAACAAAACUGGUGAGGUCUACCUGGGUGCUGUCAACUGGAUCUACAAGCUGUCCAGCAACCUCACCAAGCUGCGAAGUCAUGUUACCGGCCCUGUGACGGACAACCCUCGCUGUUACCCUCCACCUGGCGUCCAGUCCUGUCCCCAUGAGCUGGUGCAGACCUCUAAUGUCAAUAAACUCCUGCUACUUGAUGCUGCCCACAACCGCUUAAUUGCCUGUGGGAGCACUUCCCAGGGAAUAUGCCAGUUCCUGCGUCUGGAUGAUUUGUUCAAGCUCGGUGAGCCCCACCAUCGUAAAGAGCAUUAUCUAUCCAGUGUUGCUGAAGCGGGCACCAUGUCCGGUGUUGUGAUCUCCCCGGAUCUUUUUGGUGAAGGUGGAAAACUUUUUGUUGGCACUCCCAUCGACGGGAAAUCUGAAUACUUCCCAACGCUGUCCAGCCGCAAGUUAAUGUCUAAUGAGGAAAAUGCAGACAUGUUCAGCUUUGUCUACCAGGACGAGUUUGUUUCCUCGCAGCUCAAGAUUCCCUCAGACACGCUCUCCAAGUUUCCAGCAUUUGACAUCUACUACAUCUACGGCUUCAACAGUGAGCAGUUUGUGUAUUAUCUCACCUUGCAGCUUGACACCCAGCUCACCUCACCAGAUGCAAGCAGCGAACAGUUCUUCACCUCUAAAAUCGUUCGCCUGUGUGUUGACGAUCCCAAGUUCUAUUCUUAUGUUGAGUUCCCCAUCGGCUGCACCAAGGACGGAGUGGAAUACCGCUUGGUUCAGGAUGCUUAUUUAGCCCGGCCGGGGACCCGUUUGGCACGUUCGCUUGGUAUUCAAGAGCAUGAGGAGGUUCUGUUUACUGUAUUCGCCCAGGGUCAGAAGAACAGAGCCAAGCCGCCCAAGGAGUCAGCUCUGUGUCUGUUCACAAUGAGGCGGAUAAAGGAGAAGAUUAAAGACAGGAUUCAGUCGUGUUACAGAGGAGAGGGGAAACUCUCCCUGCCCUGGCUGCUCAACAAGGAGCUGGCCUGCAUCAACUCGCCAUUGCAGAUAGACGAUAACUUCUGCGGUCAGGACUUCAACCAGCCUCUAGGGGGCACCACCGCCAUCGAGGGCAUCCCGCUUUAUGUGGACAAGGAUGACGGCAUGACCUCUGUGGCUGCCUAUGACUACCGUGGACACACUGUGGCGUUCACUGGCACUCGUAGCGGACGCAUGAAGAAGAUCCUUGUGAACUACAUUACCCAGCCUGCCUUGCUGUAUGAGAAUGUAGUGGUGAGCGAUGGGAGCCCCAUCCUUAGAGAUCUUCUCUUCAGCCCGGAUCAUCAGUACUUAUAUGCCCUCACUGAUAAACAGGUUACACGUGUACCAGUGGAGAGCUGUGAACAGUAUGCCUCCUGUGGAGCCUGUUUGGGAUCAGGAGACCCUCACUGUGGCUGGUGUGUGCUGCAUAAUGUGUGUUCGAGGAAGGAUCGAUGUGAGCGAGCAGAGGAACCUCAGCGUUUCACCACCAGAGUGGAGCAGUGUGUCCGACUCUCUGUCCAACCUGACACCGUCUCUGUCACCAUGUCAGAAGUGCAGUUGGUACUUCAGACCCAGAAUGUGCCCAGUCUGUCCGCUGGAGUGAACUGCUCCUUUGAGGACUAUGUAGAGACGGAAGGACGCAUCUACGGUGGACGGAUCUUCUGCCUGUCCCCCUCUACGAAAGAAGUCGCCCCCAUCACACGAGACCAGGGUGACCAGCGUGUAAUAAAAUUGUAUCUGAAGUCAAAGGAGACGGGAAAGAAGUUUGCCAGCGUGGACUUUGUGUUCUACAACUGCAGUGUCCACCAAUCGUGCCUGUCCUGUGUUAAUGGAAACUUCCCCUGUUACUGGUGCAAAUAUCGUCACAUGUGCACGCAGGACGCCAGCGACUGCUCCUUCCAGGAGGGACGAGUCAACACCUCUGAGGAGUGUCCUCAGAUCUUGCCCUCCACCCAGAUCUAUAUCCCUGCUGGAGUUAUGAGGCCGAUCACGCUGCUGGCCCAGAACCUGCCCCAGCCUCAGUCUGGGCAGAGGAACUAUGAGUGUAUCUUCCAUAUCCAGGACAACACGCACAGUGUCCCAGCUCUGAGGUUCAACAGCACCAGCAUACAGUGUCAGAAGACCACGUAUGACUACGAGGGGAGUGACAUCAGUGACCUACCAGUCGACCUCUCCGUGGUGUGGAAUGGAAACUUUGUCAUUGACAACCCAUUCAACAUUCAAGCUCACCUGUACAAGUGCAGAGCAUUGCGGGACAGCUGUGGUAUGUGCCUGAAGGCUGACCCCAGGUUUGAAUGUGGUUGGUGCGUCCAGGACAAGAAGUGCUCCCUCAGGCAGGAGUGCACCGGUGGAGGAAAUUCCCACCUCCCACUGCAGCUGGCUGAAGGCGGAGGGUGGAUGCAUGCCACCUCUGGAAACAGCCGAUGCACCCACCCAAAGAUUACUAAGUUGUUCCCUGAGACGGGGCCUCGCCAAGGGGGUACCAGAGUGACCAUCCUGGGGGAGAACCUGGGUCUGCAGUUCAGAGACAUCCAGAUGGGUGUCAGGUUGGGCAAGGUGCCCUGUGUUCCUAUUGAGGAGGAGUAUGUGAGUGCAGAGAGAAUAGUGUGUCUGCUGAACGAUGCUACGGGCUACAGGGUCCAAGAAGCUCAGGUGGAGGUUUGUGUGAGAGACUGCGUCAACGACUACAGAGCCCUGUCACCAAGGCCAUUCACCUUUGUGACUCCGUAUUUCACCCGUAUUCAGCCAUCUCAGGGGCCCAUUUCUGGUGGCACGCGGGUCACCAUUGAAGGAAGCAACCUCAACGCAGGCAGCUAUGUGUCCGUCAGCAUAGGACCACAGCCAUGCUACUUCAAAAAGAGGAAUGCGCGUGAGAUAGUGUGUGUCACACCAGCUGGAUUGGCACCAGGCAGCUCAUCAGUCUUGGUGGACAUUGACGAUGCUGAGCUCAGGAACCCUGAAGUCAAGUUUAACUACACUGAAGACCCCACUGUCCUGAGGAUUGAGCCUGACUGGAGCAUAGCCAGUGGUGGGACUCUGCUGACAGUAAGCGGGACCAACCUCGCAACCAUCCGAGAGCCAAAGAUCAGGGCCAAGUAUGGGCAAGCCGAAUCCUUUCAUAACUGUACAGUGUAUAACAACUCUAUCAUGGUGUGCCUGGCUCCAUCAGUGGCGGAUUCAGAGCUUGGUUUUUCAGAGACUGGCACUGGCCCGGAUGAGAUCGGGUUCUACAUGGACAACGUGAACGCUCUGGUUGUGGUCAACGAGACAUUCAGCUACUACCCUGACCCUGUGUUUGAACCUCUGAGUCCCUCUGGAAUACUGGAGCUCAAACCCACAUCGCCGCUUAUUCUUAAGGGUCGUAACUUGAUCCCAGCGGCUCCAGGCAACAGUCGCCUGAACUACACGGUGCUGAUUGGAGAAACUCCCUGCGUCCUCACCUUGUCUGAGAGCCAGCUGCUGUGUGAAUGGCCCAACCUCACCGGACAACACAAAGUCACGAUCCGUGCUGGGGGGUUCGAGUACUCCCCCGGAACGCUUCACAUCUACUCAGACAGCCUGCUGACGCUUCCCGCAAUCAUCGGCAUCGGAGGGGGUGGUGGUCUGCUUCUGUUGGUCAUCAUUGCUGUGCUGAUAGCCUACAAGAGGAAGUCGAGGGACGCUGACCGCACCCUGAAACGUCUUCAGCUCCAGAUGGACAACUUGGAGUCAAGAGUGGCCCUGGAGUGUAAAGAAGCUUUCGCUGAGCUUCAGACAGACAUCCAUGAACUGACUCAGGAGCUGGACGGGGCUGGGAUUCCCUUCUUGGACUAUCGGACUUAUGCAAUGAGGGUCUUGUUCCCUGGGAUUGAGGACCAUCCCGUGCUCAAGGAGAUGGAGGUCCAGGCAAAUGUUGAGAAGGCACUGACUCUGUUUGGCCAGCUACUGACAAAGAAGCACUUUCUACUGACGUUCAUUCGAACCCUGGAGGCACAGAGGUCAUUUUCAAUGCGGGACAGAGGCAAUGUAGCAUCUCUGAUCAUGACAGCCCUGCAGGGGGAGAUGGAGUACGCCACUGGAGUCCUGAAACAGCUGUUGUCCGACCUGAUAGACAGAAACCUGGAGAGCAAAAACCACCCCAAACUGCUGCUCCGAAGAACGGAGUCUGUCGCCGAGAAAAUGCUGACCAACUGGUUUACAUUUCUCCUGUAUAAGUUCCUCAAGGAGUGUGCUGGGGAGCCUCUGUUCAUGCUUUAUUGUGCCAUCAAGCAGCAGAUGGAGAAGGGACCCAUAGACGCUAUCACAGGAGAAGCCCGCUACUCCCUCAGUGAGGACAAGCUCAUCAGGCAACAGAUUGACUACAAAACACUGACAUUGCACUGUGUAAACCCAGAGAAUGAGAAUUCCCCUGAGGUGACGGUCAAGUGUCUGAACUGUGACACCAUCACUCAGGUCAAAGAGAAGCUGCUCGAUGCUGUGUAUAAGGGCAGCCCCUACUCACAAAGGUCAAAGGCUUCUGACAUGGACCUGGAAUGGCGUCAGGGCCGGAUGGCCAGAAUCAUUCUACAAGAUGAAGAUGUCACAACAAAGAUUGACAAUGACUGGAAAAGACUCAACACACUAGCUCACUAUCAGGUAACAGAUGGCUCAGUGAUCGCCCUGGUGCCAAAGCAGAACUCUGCCUAUAACAUCUCCAACUCCUCCACCUUCACCAAGAGCCUCAGUAGAUACGAGAGUAUGCUGAGGACGGCUAGUAGUCCAGACAGCCUACGAUCCCGAACACCGAUGAUCACCCCUGACCUGGAGAGUGGCACCAAGCUGUGGCAUCUGGUGAAGAACCAUGACCACUCAGAUCAGAGGGAGGGCGACAGAGGCAGCAAGAUGGUGUCUGAGAUCUACCUGACCAGGCUGCUAGCUACAAAAGGAACUUUACAGAAGUUUGUGGACGACCUGUUUGAGACCAUUUUCAGCACAGCUCACAGAGGUAGCGCACUGCCACUGGCCAUCAAGUACAUGUUUGAUUUCCUGGAUGAGCAGGCCGACAAACACUCCAUCACAGACUAUGACGUACGACAUACCUGGAAGAGCAACUGUCUUCCUCUGCGGUUCUGGGUAAAUGUGAUCAAGAACCCCCAGUUUGUAUUUGACAUCCAUAAGAACAGUAUCACAGACGCUUGUCUGUCUGUGGUGGCUCAGACCUUCAUGGACUCCUGUUCAACAUCAGAACACAAACUGGGAAAAGACUCACCUUCAAAUAAGCUUCUCUACGCUAAAGACAUCCCCAACUACAAGAACUGGGUGGAGAGGUAUUACUCUGAUAUCUCCCGUAUGCCAGCCAUAAGUGAUCAGGACAUGAGUGCCUACCUAGCAGAGCAGUCCCGCCUGCACCUCAGCCAGUUCAACAGCAUGUCUGCACUGCACGAGAUCUACUCCUACAUCAUCAAAUACAAAGACGAGAUCCUUUCAGCGUUACAGAAGGACGAGCAGUCGCGCAGACAGCGGCUACGCGGUAAGCUGGAGCAGGUCAUCGACACCAUGGCCCUGGCUAGCUGAGGACCGGCCAAUCACACGCCUCGGCUAGAGGAGAAGUGGCCAACCAACACGCCUUCCCUGACAACCUUUGAUGCCCAUGACAUUUUGACCCUCGACGUUUGAAGUCUGUCGUCAUCACCCUCACAAAACAACAACCAACAGCAGCAGAAAAGACUGCAAGGACACAGGCACCCAGCAGCAGCAGCACACUGGAGAGACAGCAGAGUCUGGAACUAAGGCCCCGCCGGCCGGGUUGGCUUUUUGUUUUUCUUUCUUUUUUCCUCUGAGCCACCAACCUUGCCAUGAACAACCAAAUCAAAUGUACCCUCAGCCUCAGCAGAUAGCUCAGGAGAGCGUUUAUUCUCAUCAAGGCCCUCAUCACAUUUAGAGUCUUACGGGAGAAGCAGUUGGGUACUUUGGCCACAAUCAUGAGCGGUACAUGUACAGUGGUGACCUAAAACACAUCUAGCUGGAUACAGAGGCAAAGGGAAGGUACAGGUCACCAGCUAGUAGCUUUCCACAGCCAAGGCUCCAGUUCAAACUGUGGGCCAAUAAAAAUCCAGGAUAUUUUAUCUCAAUACUUGAUCCCUUUCUCUUUUCUGUUGCUGUCCUCCACAGGGAGGUCAGAGGUCAGGGACAAAUACAGAGCAGCAGCCAUGGAGCUGGUAGAGAUUCAGUGUGUUGCUCAAAGACACUUCAGGGUGGAUGCUUGGCAACAUAUAGGCUGCUGCCACUGCAGGGCAACCAGGAGGAAGGACUUUGCAGGGAAACUCUUCCUCCAGUACUGACUCUCCAACUCUCUAUCAACAAGAACUCCACUGUAGUCUAACAAAGGACAUUUUCAGUUUCACAACUCUGCAUUUGAUUUGUUAUUGCAUUCAAUUCCGUUUUUCCCCCCAACUGCCUACUCUCCCCCAGUGCUGUGCCACUUGUGUUACUGCUGAAUUUGCACAACAAAGCUAAAUCAAAAGAGAGAAGAGGAUAUAUGAAUAUAUAUAUAUAGAUAUAUAAAUACAAACAUUUUGUUUUUAAAACAAAUGAAAAGUUGAAAAAAAAAGUUUUCCAUUUUAAUGUACAAAAGAUAAGUUUGAGAAGAGGAUUUGAUAUUUCCAAGAUGAAAAAUUAUGAAAACACAAGGAAAAAGUCGUCCUGUGCCAUGUUUUACUUUGAAUGUUGUUUAGUGCAAAGAGACUUCUUUUCGUUAGAUGAAAUGUGCUAUGAUGAAAAUGUUGUCAUGCUUACUGACUGAAAGUGAGAGUUUUAAAUAUAGGUAACUGGUAAAAAAUAUAUAAAUAUAUAUAUGAUUACAGACACUUUCUGUAUUUCAUGAGGUCUUGGGGCCGUUGUGUGUUACAUCUUUGGCUCUAAAAGUAGUAAAAAGACAAAUGAUGUCUGGAAGUCACCAGUGCACCAACUGACCUACAGUGUUCUUGUGUUUGUUUUGAAGAAACCAAAUACACUGAGGCCUGGUCAACUGACUUAAAUAAGACAAAAAAGUUGUUUCUGUGGAGGCCAGCCUCAUUGCUCUGUGGUAGCAGAAUACUACAGAGGCAUUAGGCAGUCAUUUAAGUUGAAUGCUGGCACACCGUGCUCUGCAACUUCUUGAUCUUGUUUUAUAGACUUCCCCUCUUGUCUGAAACAUUUUAUUAGGUGUGCCAUCCAAAAUGGAAGCUAGUUUUGGUGUGAAACAGAGGACAGUGAAACAGUAUUGUCUAAUUUUGGCUUGUUUUUUAGUCUGCAGUGAAUAUGGCAAAAGCUAAAGGUUCCAUUUUUGAAAUGUGAAUGUGGUUUAUGAAGAGCUAAUGAAAUGUAGCUUGAUUUAUGUGAGUGUUUUUUGUACCAGUUGAAGGCCUUUUUUUUCAUUCUGUGGUUUUAUAGGGGUAUAAAAAAGUUAAGUACAUGCUGCUCCGCGUUAGCUUGUAGAGCUUCGAAAAACAUGCAUUCAUAAACAAGACAUUCCUUUCUCCUAUGACUGCAAAAGGGUUACAAGAUUGAUAAAGGCUAGAAAAUACAGAAGAAAGAUUGAAAUAUGUUAAACAAACCAGGGUAAUAUAUACUGUAUGUUGUCAUCCAUCCUGUAAGAAGCAGACCAGACACAUCAAUGACCAGAUCAGAUCAAUGAAUUCAAGGAACAAAAAAAACUCUUCCACUUAUCCGUGUUUUAGUAACAUAGAAACAGGGUGAUGGAAAAAUGCAUCUUUUAGAACAAUACCACUUUAAAGGAAACAGUUACCAGUGCCUCAAAACCAUUUUCUUUUUCUUCCUCUUCAGCAGUGCUUCCCUCACAUUUUUUUCCAGUGGUAGAGUGGAAAGGUCUCUUUAACCAAUUGACACUAGAGUCCUCUGUCCAGUUCAAGUGGCAUAGAGCUUUGAAGUUGCAUCAACAACCUUGUAGACCAGCGCUGUUUGGGAAAGGUCUGGUAGAUUUAUUUAAAACUGGAUGUUACUAUAACCCUUUGAGUUAUCUUUUCAGCCGGCCAACACAUCUACACUAAAAUAGUUUUCUGUCUUGGUGAUGGAUCAUUGUGAUUGCAGUGAGAGCUGCUCUUCAGUACAGUCCAGAAGAGCAAAGGGAAACAAGCAAACUCUCCAUCCCAGUUGCAAUCCAUCUGCGACAAGACCUGCUCACAUGUAGUGUUCUCAUUCUCCAUUGUCUCAAACAAACCCUUAUUGAAAUAGAUGUAGUUUCAAAGCUCUCCAUCCAUCAAUUAUAUACACUAUACGCUAUGACAUUCACAUGGUAAAAAAUUUAGUUUUAAGUUUAAAAUGCUACCCAGUGAUUUAAACUUGUCAGUUUAAGUUGUGACAAAAUCUUAUUCAUUUGUUAGUGUCAAAACAAUUCUGUUGGUCUUCUGUUGAAAAUAGAAGACCAGCAGCCGCUAGUGUGUGAGCUCUUAAAAUGCACCAGAUGGACUACUAUCUUACAUAUCCCAAGUGAUAAUUGUUCCGUCACAGCUGUUUUACAAAAGAAAAUGAAAGUGUGAUAUUGCAUUUGGUGCAAGUGGGGAGUUCCAGUCACUUAUAUUUGUGAUAAAUUCAUACCCUUGACCCUUUGGAUUGUGUUUUUUGAGCAGCAAUCCCUCCUGUCUAAGCCACAUGCUUUAAAUAAGUUUUGAUAUGAGAUUGAAAUAACCAGAGUUAUCAUUUCAUGUGAGGCACUGGUAGGUACUAGCCACACCAUGUUAGAUGGGGUGAAUACCUUGCUGACAUGCUACUAUAGAGGUUGGUCAGAAUGGUUAUUGAAUUGAAUGACAUUUCCUAGCUAUACCCACAUAAAAAUGAACAGAUCCCUACAGUUGGAACACCAUGUUUGAAGUAUUAAAAAUUGAAUCAGUUCCCUGUCAUUGCCCAACAGUUAUAAGAAACUCAGAGUUGGUAAUAUACAAAUUGUUUUUGUGAAUUCUUUAGGCAACUCCACCUUUGUCCAUAUCCUUUUACGUUGCCAUGAUGGUAACUGUUUUUUUUUUUGUUUUUUUUUCAAAUAUAAUUACCAGACCUGUACCAACCCACAUGCCAUCAAACCUAACACAUAUUGUUGCUGUCAUGUGAAAACUCGAGUCCAAAAGAAGUACAUUUCCCCCGAUGGGUUAGGAUGUUUUAUGAAACCCUUUAAAAAUCCAGUGUACAUAUUACUGUGGUACUAAGAUGUUUCCAUCUGACAGCAUAAACGUGUUUGGACACAGUGAAUUGUAAUGUAUGUUCUUCCAUACUUGAACCACCGAUCUACACAGGGUAAAACAACAUACAGAGUGGCUGACCAAAGCUUUCUUCAUCCAUAUCAGGAGAGCAAAUCUAUGAAUUAAUUUUGAUCCAUCUGCUUCUCAGUUCUUCCACAAAAGGAUUUUAGCAAUCAGUUACAGUCAUUUAAAAAUCUCAUUCAAUGUGUUAAGUGUUUGUCUUUCUGCUUGAUGAAUGAUCUAAUUGAGACAAUGUUACUUCCAUGUACAGGCAUUCACACAUGUUUUAUUCAAUUUAAAUGAAUGACUGAAAUAGUCUGAGGAUGUGGACCACUGCAUUGAUGUUUGACUGCUAUUCACUAGCUCAAUUGUUCUUUUGUAAAGAUGAUUUUAGUGAUGCGGAAAGAGUAAUGAGAUUAGGUAAUAAGCCUCAUGGAUUACUUUGUAGGGUGUUAAAAAAAAAAAAAAAAAACUUCUGAAAGAUGGCGGGAUAAGGCCCCCUUGGUCUCUGGUGCUUUUGUUUCUUAGCUUUGCUUCUUGUUUUCUGCAUCACCACUUGUUGGGGUAAAAGAUAAAAAGACUUGGGCAAGGCAGAGGAAGUGCUUUGAAGGCCAUGGUACCGCUUCAUUUUCCAUUCUGUUGCAUCUGUGGCAGUUUUUCCACAUAGAAAAAGACAGUGAUGAAGGAGGGUGAAAGAGGUGGAGGGAGAGAUUCUCUCAGCGAUUGACCAACGUAGAACUGUUUCCCGUGCCUUGUCAGCCUCUACUCAUACUAAAAAUGAUGUACUUUUCCAUAUAUUUAAGAGCCUGAUUCAAGGAAGGUUUUAAAAAAUCUGUCAUGGAAAUAUAUUUAAAUGUACAUUUUAAAUGUUUGUUUAAGAAUAGUGCUGUAUUUUGUGAAAAAUUCUUGCUGUCUUUCUGAGAGUGAAAUGAGAAGACUGUUAUCCCUUUGUUAUGUAUGUGUUAGGUAUAGGGCUGGAGUAAGGAUAUGUUUACCCUUGCUUUGCUUAAAAUAUGUAAGACCUUGGCUGGCUCUGUAAUGAAAAAAGUAGGCCUACCAACACCCCUUAAGCUAAUAAGUAACAAAUUGUUUCUCAUUUAUUCAACUUUUAGUUGUAAAUGCAAAUGUAAAUUUUGGGAAAGUGACAUGUUUGAAUUACCUGUAUGCUUUUGCACAGUGACGGUAAAAUCUGAAUCAGAAUCCUUUAUCAAUUAAUUGUUAAAACAAAGUUCUAACACAACGCCCCUCAAAAUUGGAUAAUUUCCUUUGUUGUUAAUGUAAGGGUUAAACAUACAGUGUGUCAGCAAGUCAGCUUUGGAGUUGUUACUCUAUCCCAUUCUUAACUACACUGUGACUCCAGCUCUGACCUUAACACAGAGGCAUAACAUUGAUAUUGUUAUCAUGCCAAUCUUGAAAAGAAAGUGAAUUAGCACAUUUCUAAAAAAAAACAAACAAAAAAAAUAGAGAGAGAGAGAGAAAAGUGCUAAUUUAUCCAUUAAGUGUAAAGCAGGACCAAGGAGACAGUUGGCUUUGAAAAGUUUUGAAAAGACUGGAACUGGUGGUAACUGGCUAGCCUGGUUCUGUCUGAUGGAAAACAGCCCCCAUCUGCAUACAUUUCUAAAGCUAGCUAAUAAGAAUGACAUAUCUUGUUUAUUUAUAAUUUUAGCAGAGCCAGGUUAGCUGCUUCUAGUCUUUCUGCUAAGCUAAUAAGCUAACCAUAUCCUGGUUCUAGCUUCAUGUACAGAAGAGUGGUGUCAAUCUUCUCAUCUAACUCUUAGCAAGGAAGGUAAAAUAGGGCAGGUUGUCCGCAACAACCCACACCAUUUUAUUUCUUCAAAUCUAUUCAGAAAUGUACUUAUUUUUCAAUAUGGGCAGCACCCUCCAAUGUGACACCACCUCUGACCCAUUGAGAGACACCACAGCACAACCUUAAUACGUCACCCAUUCAUCUGCCAUUUUUGAUUUGAUCCCCCUCAACAGCAACACUCCCAGAUUUUUCUUCCCUCCAGUUCCAACUCUCCAGCUUCCUCACCUGCUGAGUUCACUUUGAUUAAAGUACAUUUCAGAGAAGGAGUAUAGGACGUAAAAUAUCUCCACACACAGAUUAAAGAGGAGAGAGGUAAAAAGAAAAAAAGUACCUUAAAGAGUUUUAAUACUUUAUGAAUUCUGAUACCUUUUUAAGAGUUUCAGACUUGAAGCUGCUGUGACAGGUUUAGGCUGUUUCACACCCGUGUAAAUAUCCUGCUCUUUCCUAUUUUGCAGAUUUAUUACGUGUAAAUAGACACGCAUCAAGGAGAGAUUAAACAUGUUUUUUUGCUAAA
Molecule: messenger RNA, 12143 nt
Organism: Lates calcarifer (barramundi perch)
Lineage: Eukaryota; Metazoa; Chordata; Actinopteri; Centropomidae
Product: plexin-A1-like
Biological process (GO): regulation of cell migration; negative regulation of cell adhesion; semaphorin-plexin signaling pathway involved in axon guidance
Cellular component (GO): semaphorin receptor complex
Molecular function (GO): protein binding; semaphorin receptor activity
Source: RefSeq, a predicted model, not a curated record